AUGUCUAGUGAUCCAGAAAAAAAUUUAUCAAUGCCAGAAAAGACAUCAGUCAAUCUGUAUCUGUAUGAUACUAACAUUAGUACUACUAUGGAACCAUCAUCAUCUGGUGGUGAAAUUGAAUCAACAAAAUUAAAUUUUAUUGAUAAAUGGGCUCAUAAAUUAAAUGCAGAAACUAAAGGUAUUGAAUUAGUUACUGAUGAAGAAAAAACUGAUAAUUCAUUUUGGAAUUUAGCUACAAUGUGGUUAAGUGCAAAUUUAGUUAUUGCAACAUUUUCAUUAGGUGCUUUAGGAAUAACAGUUUUUAAUUUAGCUUUUGGUCAAGCAAUAUUAGUAAUUAUUUUUUUUUCAAUAUUAGGUGGAUUCCCAGUAGCAUUUUUUUCAUGUUUUGGAUCAGCUUUAGGAUUAAGACAAAUGUUAUUAUCAAAAUUUUUAAUUGGUGAUCUUACUACCAGACUUUUCGCUGCCAUUAAUGUUAUUGCUUGUGUUGGUUGGGGUGCAGUUAAUACCAUGUCUUCAGCUCAAUUAUUACAUAUUGUUAAUAAUGGUGCUUUACCUCCUUGGGCCGGUUGUCUUAUUAUUGUUGUUUGUACAGUAUUAGUGACAUUUUUCGGUUAUCAUGUUAUUCAUAUUUAUGAAAAAUGGGCUUGGAUUCCUAAUUUAAUUAUUUUUAUUAUUAUUAUUGUUAGAUUUGCUAUGACAAAUAAAUUUACUAAUGAAUCUUUUCAACAAGGUGAAACUACUGCUGGUAAUGUUUUAAGUUUUGGUGGUACAGUUUUCGGAUUUGCCACUGGUUGGACAACUUAUCUGAGUGAUUAUGUUGUUUAUCAUCCUCGUAAUACUAAUCCUUGGAAAAUUUUUUUCAGUAUAUUUUUCGGUUUAUUAACUCCUUUAAUGUUUACUUUAAUUUUAGGAGCUGCUUGUGCUACUGGUAUUGCUAAUGAUCCUCAAUGGACUAAAUUAUAUAAUGAAGAUUCUGUUGGUGGAUUAGUUUAUGCUAUUUUGGUUCAAGAUUCUUUACAUGGAUUUGGUCAAUUUUGUUGUGUUAUAUUGGCUUUAUCUACCGUGGCUAAUAAUGUUCCCAAUAUGUAUUCAAUGGCUUUAUCAGCUCAAACAGUUUGGUCAGGAUUUAGAAAAAUCCCUAGAGUAGCUUGGACUAUUAUUGGUAAUGGAGCAACUUUAGCAAUUUGUAUUCCAGCUUAUUAUAAAUUUGAAGCGGUUAUGGAAAAUUUUAUGAAUUUAAUUUCAUAUUAUUUAUCAAUUUAUGAAAGUAUAAUGUUUGCAUCUCAUUUCAUUUGGAAUAAUGGUAGAUUUGAUGGUUAUGAUUAUGAAAGAUGGAAUGAUAAACAAGCUUAUCCAAUUGGUUAUGCUGGAGUUUUCGGUUUUGCUUGUGGAGUUGCUGGAGUGGUUUUAGGUAUGAAUCAAACUUGGUAUAGUGGAGUAAUUGGUAGACAAAUUGGAGAAUUUGGUGGUGAUAUUGGAUUUGAAUUAGCUAUUGGAUUUGCCUUUAUAGGGUUUAAUGUGGCUAGAUAUUUCGAAAAAAAAAUAUAUUAG
Messenger RNA from Candida dubliniensis CD36, 1551 nucleotides. RefSeq names its product purine-cytosine permease (gene FCY21). The transcript has a single exon. Gene Ontology annotation, biological process: transmembrane transport; cytosine transport. The record is from RefSeq and is a predicted model, not a curated record. Gene Ontology annotation, cellular component: plasma membrane; fungal-type vacuole membrane. Bases 1 to 1551 code for a protein of 516 amino acids. Gene Ontology annotation, molecular function: nucleobase transmembrane transporter activity. Lineage: Eukaryota; Fungi; Ascomycota; Pichiomycetes; Serinales; Debaryomycetaceae.